CAUCACGUGUUUCCUUUAUUAAUUUUUUUUCUAACUUUUACUACCAGCUUUCAUUUCUAUUACAAAACGUAGAGUAAACGACUAAAUAUGAACAAAGUGUAUUCUUUAUCAUUCAAUUUCAGUCGGGUCGAGAAUUACAAGUUUCUGUCCAAUCAGUAUGCGGAAGAAUUACUGCCCAAUACAAUAGUGCAACUGAUUGCAGCUGUCUGUGGAAUAUUAGGAAACAUUCCAGUCCUCUUGAUGUACGGUAAAUACAUAGAAGACAAAACUCGUUCCAGAUAUUUCAUUCCAGUUCUAGCUUUUGUGGACCUUGUUGGAUGUGUUUCGAAUGCAGUCCAUUUCUACCUGCAGAACACUAUGUCUUAUAAUUACCCUGGUGUUCAAUUGUGUAAAACAUUGUAUUUUUUAAACUUCUUUACCGGGGGAUUUCCCGCUCAAUUAAUCCUUGUGAUAGCACUGCAGAGGUACCUCUUCAUCUGCCGUCCAUUUGGCCAACAAAUGACAAAGACAUUGUGCAGAAUAUCUCUUUUAUUUAUAUUUCUGACCUCAUUUGGACAUUCUGUUCCAUCAUUGACAUUAGUUGGAAAAGAAUUUCAACGGAAUAGAAACGCAUAUAAUAUCUCUCAGCAUUUUGUUCGCUGUGAAAUUGUUGAUUUUAGUACGAAAGGAGUUAAAGAGAUGAUUUCGUACUUAGGAAUAACACUUCUGUUAAGCUUAGCUAUUAUUUGUGUUACCUCUGCGCUCUACAUUCCUGUAAUAAGAGCUAUGUAUAGAACACUAUCGCCUGCAGAACCAAGUAAUCAUAAAGAUCGAUAUAACGAUACCAGUACCCGGUCUGCAGAAAGACGCAUCCCUGAUGCUGAGAAAAACGUUACGGAGAAGUUUCCAAAAACAUAUGUGAGAAACAGCAACUACUCAAUUGUCGACAGGAACCGGAAAUUGAAAGCGAGACAGAGAAUUACUGUCAUGUUUCUCGUCAUCAUUAUUGUUUACGUAGUUUCGUAUCUGACGUCACUGGGUACCCACAUCUUCAUUUUUAUAGAAAGCAGAGCACUAACAUUUACAGGUUAUAAGUUAAAUAUAUUAUACAUGUGUCUCCGUCUUAAUCUUUUGAACCAUAUUGCUAAUCCAUACAUUUACUGGAUUUUUGACAUCAAAUUCAGAGAGGAACUGCGAAGGUUGUGCUGGCGUUAAUUUAGAUAUUUUAGUUUUUGGAUUUAAAACUGACCUCGUGCGUUAAAUUAAUUUGUGUCAUUGUACAUAUCCUACAAAACCUAAAGGAUGGUUCUUACUAUUAUUACAUUAACAUUUGCAAAUAUAUAUUUGAUUAGUUUUCCGUUCAGAAUUUUAAAAAAUGAGUAACAGAAAUUAUGCUUUUUUCUUUAAACUCUAUUUGAAAUUAAUUUGAUAUUUAAUCAAACGUAAAAGGCCACACAUGCGCUGAUUUAUCUUAAACCUUGUUCCUCCAUUUUCGGUAGAACGAAAUGAACCUUUGUACUAUUAAUAGUAUUAUUGACAACUUGUAUAAUAUGUUUUGUAUUUAAGAGAUAAAGAUGCAUUGUUUAUGCACUAAUAAAGUUACUUGUUUAGA
This is a messenger RNA of Saccostrea cuccullata (small rock oyster), 1591 nucleotides long. Its product is annotated as thyrotropin-releasing hormone receptor-like. Gene Ontology annotation, cellular component: plasma membrane. The transcript has a single exon. Gene Ontology annotation, biological process: G protein-coupled receptor signaling pathway. Bases 88 to 1194 code for a protein of 368 amino acids. The record is from RefSeq and is a predicted model, not a curated record. Gene Ontology annotation, molecular function: G protein-coupled receptor activity. NCBI's taxonomy places the organism in Eukaryota, Metazoa, Mollusca, Bivalvia, Ostreida, Ostreidae.